Messenger RNA from Galendromus occidentalis (western predatory mite), 1617 nucleotides. RefSeq names its product acid-sensing ion channel 2-like. NCBI's taxonomy places the organism in Eukaryota, Metazoa, Arthropoda, Arachnida, Mesostigmata, Phytoseiidae. The transcript has 3 exons. Bases 1 to 1617 code for a protein of 538 amino acids. The record is from RefSeq and is a predicted model, not a curated record.
AUGUCUGGAGUUAUGAAGAGCGAUUUGCGGAUGAUAUCCUGCGGAGCAGCACCUCGUGAAAGCUACAGCGAGUCCCAUAGGUGGAACUACCGCUACAAACAGGCUGUUCAUCUGACAGUGCUCGUCACGCUGUUUGUUUGCUCUGUGGGCUUAAUCCGUCGCCUACUCCUCACAGUCUACAAGCCCGACGUCGUCGACACGUCUGUCUCGGAAGUCUCCAAUUACCGCCUACAUUUUCCUGCGGUAACGAUUUGCAACCAGAAUCCUUUCAGGAAAUCAAGGAUCUGCGAAGACGAUACGUUCCGUCCGCUGUGCAAUAUCGCGCGAGGCGAUGACCGUUUGUUCGUCGAGGAGUUCAUUCGAAUCUUGAGGAAUUAUGAGCUGGAUCUCCGAGCCCUCGAAAACGUCACAUACGCUCCCGACGAACUCAUAAUAUCAUGCCAUAUCGAUGGGAAACGUUGCCACGGCAGCUGGUACAGACGAGUGACACCCGCCUUACCACGUCUUGGUAUCUGUUAUUGCUUGUUUUGCGGCAUGGACAUAAACAGAAUUCCCGAGGCCGAGAGCGAAGACCUAGUUUUACAGCUUCGCAGCGAAUUCGACGAUUAUUUGCCUCAUACGUCAGAUAAGGGCUUCGUCGUGAUGCUUCAUGAUCCCGCCGAUUUCCCUAGUGUGAACAAAGAUGGAGUAUACGUCUCGCCCGGAGUGGUCAGUAACAUCGGGAUUUCGGUCACCAAGUUGGAGCAGACCGAAUCAUUAGCCGAGUCUUGUUCGGAUGAAUGGCCUCAAAGUGUCUUCAGCAUCGUAGACUAUCUCGACCUCAUCGCCUAUUCGCCGGAGCUCUGUACGAAACUCUGCACGAAUGUCGCGAUAAUCGAUAAAUGUAAUUGCACCGAGGUCGAGGACCUGGACGACGGAUCCCUGCAUUUCCAGCUGCUACUAGACACCGAAGGUAUCUGUGCUGACGAAAACAACACGAAGGCAGCUUCCGCAUGUCACAAAGAAGCUCUCGUCGAUUCAGCUGGAUUCUCGAGGGAUCAUAAGACGGAGAGAAACUGCGAAUGUCCAAGCAAGUGCGAGCAGACGAUGUACAAGAAAACACUCUCUUCAGCGGACCUGGCUCCUUCGAGAACACUGACGGAUGCUGAACUCGAAGCGAUCCUGGAGGCUAUCGAAAGAGAAACGGACGGGGUCCUCCGCACGGCGAGCCCGGGAGAGAUCGAGGACGAGUUCCCCAAGGGGACCCGGACAGGGGUCCUCGCAGACAUCCUUUUGGGUCGAAAUUCCGCGACCCACGCCGAGGACCACUCGACGAUCAUCCUCCUCCCCCUCCUCACCUUGAUUCCCCUUCUCAUGAUUCGCUUCGCGAAGGCUUUCAGUAGGGUUAGGAUUUACUUCUCCUCGAUGAGCACCACAGUGCUCAAGCAAAGCCGGAAGAUCAACGGCAGAGUUCUUCAGGAACUAUUCGGGAGCUAUUUCAGUACGUUCCUCGGCGUCAGUGCCUUCAGCGCUCUCUACUGGCUAAUCGACCACACGUCGGGCAUCUGCUGCGUCAGCGCUUGGUUGGAUCGAUUCGCUCAGAGAUUGAGCCUUAAGUCUCGACGCGCGGUCGGGUAA